AUGGCGUUACUUUGGCCGGAUCCAUUAUACAAUUUCCAUCCUGCAACCCUGGCCCAGUUGGUCCAUAACCUCACAGAGAAGGCUGCAGUGCUGGUAAAUGCUGCUGUGACUUACUCAAAACCUGCACUGGCCACGUUUUGGCACUAUGCUAAGGUUGAGCUGAUUCCUCCAACUUCUGCUGUGAUCCCAACAGCUACUCAGAGCUUGAAAAAAAUAGUUGAUAGUGCUCAAACUAGUAGCUUCAAACAGCUCACCUUUAAUGAAGCUCUGCUGAAUGGUUUGGUGGCCACUGAGGUGUGGGUGUGGUUUUACGUGGGCAAGAUCAUAGGCAAAUGUAGCAUCAUUGGCUAUAAUGUUUGA
Messenger RNA from Artibeus jamaicensis (Jamaican fruit-eating bat), 360 nucleotides. RefSeq names its product ATP synthase subunit g, mitochondrial-like. Gene Ontology annotation, molecular function: proton transmembrane transporter activity. The record is from RefSeq and is a predicted model, not a curated record. The transcript has 2 exons. The coding region runs from base 1 to 360 and encodes 119 amino acids. NCBI's taxonomy places the organism in Eukaryota, Metazoa, Chordata, Mammalia, Chiroptera, Phyllostomidae. Gene Ontology annotation, biological process: proton motive force-driven ATP synthesis.